AUGAUAUUAAAGUAUUUCGAAAAGUUAAUCAUGGGUAAUCAGUUGGCUAGUUUAAAAAAGGAGGAAGUUGAAACUCUCUUGUUAUCAACUCAUUUUGAAAGUAAAGAAUUAAAAUCAUUAUAUAAACAAUUCAAGAAGGAUUCACCAACAGGAAUGAUAAACAAGGAGGAUUUCAAAGAGAUUAUAACACAGAUGGGUAUUGGAGAUGCUUUCUUGCACGAAUUACUAUUUAAUGUGUUUGACAAGAACAAAGAUAAUACUAUCAACUUUCAAGAGUUUGUUUGUGGACUAUCAUCAAUAACAAGAGGAACACCUGAAGAAAAAAUAGAAUUUGCAUUUUCAUUAUAUGAUUUAGAUGGAAAUGGAUAUAUAACUAAAAAGGAAAUGGAAACGAUAUUAGAGAGCAUGUAUAAAUUGGUAGGACCGUUUGUUACUUGUAGUGGAAAGAGAUAUGAUCCACAUGAUUUAAUAGAUGACUUUUUUGACAAGAUGGAUGAAAAUGGUGAUGGAAACAUAUCACUUGAAGAGUAUAAAAGAGGUACUUUAAAGAAUCCUGAUAUUAUUCAAGGUUUAAGAAUUAUCAAUUAA
Cavenderia fasciculata is the source of this 588-nucleotide messenger RNA. It is a transcript of the gene ncsA, whose product is annotated as calcium-binding protein. The record is from RefSeq and is a predicted model, not a curated record. Lineage: Eukaryota; Evosea; Eumycetozoa; Acytosteliales; Cavenderiaceae. The transcript is spliced from 3 exons. Gene Ontology annotation, molecular function: calcium ion binding. Bases 1 to 588 code for a protein of 195 amino acids.